Molecule: messenger RNA, 948 nt
Organism: Bathycoccus prasinos
Lineage: Eukaryota; Viridiplantae; Chlorophyta; Mamiellophyceae; Mamiellales; Bathycoccaceae
Product: hydroxyacylglutathione hydrolase
Exons: 1
Coding region: 1-948 (315 amino acids)
Molecular function (GO): hydroxyacylglutathione hydrolase activity
Source: RefSeq, a predicted model, not a curated record
AUGCUCCUCCUGAGAGCGGUGGCGUCUUCUUUUCCGUCUUUUCAAAACACCCACGCGAGGAGGAUACCACUGAAGAAACGUUUGGCAACACUAUCGUCAUCAUCAUCAUCAUCCAAAAUGGAAACGACGACGAAAACCAUCGAAAGCGAUGGAACGCAAACGCCGUUAAAAAUCGUGCAACUCCCGGCGCUUUCCGAUAACUACGUGUUCCUGUUGCACUGCGCGAAUACGAAAUCGACCGCGGUGAUAGACACUCCGGAAGUUGGACCAAUCUUGAGAGAAUUGAAGAAACGAAACUGGCAAUUGACGCACAUCUUAAACACGCACUGGCACAGCGACCAUACCGGUGGGAACUUAGAGCUGAAAAAAGAGUUUCCCGAGGUGCAAAUAAUCGGUCCGAGAGGUGAGAAGGCGAAAACGCCCGGCGCGGAGAAGAUUCCCGGCGUCGAUAGGAAAGUAGAACAAGACGACGUCGUGUUCGUCGGGGACGUGAAGUUACACGUGAUGGACGUUCCCGGUCACACUUUAGGGCACUGCGCGUACUACUCUCCGUCGGCGAAUUCGGCGUUUGUCGGCGACUGCGUUUUCGCGAUGGGAUGCGGAAGAGUGUUCGAAGGGACGCAUCCCCAGAUGUUUGCGAGCAUCACGAAGAUUAUGAGUUUACCGGAGACGACGAAAUUGUAUUGCGCUCACGAGUAUACUUUAGCGAACAUUAAGUUUGCAAAGAGCGUAGAUGGACAGAACGAGGCUUUGUUGGAGCGGGAAAGGAAGUGCAAGGCGUUGCGAGAGAAGAACGAGCCUACGGUCCCGACGACGGUCGGUGAGGAGAAGAAAACAAACCCGUUUUGUAGAAGCGGGGAUGAGAAAAUUAGAAAGUUUUUAGGGAUGGAGGAGAAGAGAGACGUGGAGGUGUUCGCGCAGUUGAGAACGAUGAAGGAUAAUUUCUAG